AUGAAACGCACGGCGCGCGGACGUAGACGCAGGGGUCGAGGAUUCGUCUGCGAGUCGACAGAGAGGAGCAAGAAAAAGCGCUCUUCCCCGAGAGCUUCCUGCCUCUGCGGCUACAUCUUCCCGGAGAGCGUCCGGCCUCUGCACGACAGGCCAUCCCGCGGGGGACGGUCGCGUCGUCUCUAAUCCUACGCGUCCGUUCUUCUCGUCAGCUGAGCCGGCGCCGGCUCGGCGACGAAGAGGACGGACCCGUGGUUCUGAGACGACGCGUCCCCCGCUCCGGGGUUCGGCCGCUGAGACGACGCGCCGCACGUCGACGGAGAGGAGCAGGAAAGUGCGCUCUACCCCCCCCUUCCCCGGGGGGCGUCGGGCCCAGCGCCCUCUGCAAGACAGGCCAUCCCGCGGGGGACGGUCGCGUCGUCUCUCAUCCUACGCGUCCGUUCUUCUCGUCAGCUGAGCCGGCGCCGGCUCGGCGACGAAGAGGACGGACCCGUGGUUCUGAGACGACGCGUCCCCCGCUCCGGGGUUCGGCCGCUGAGACGACGCGCAGCACGUCGACGGAGAGGAGCAGGAAAGUGCACUCGAGACGACGCGUCCCCCGCUCCGGGGUUCGGCCGCUGAGACGACGCGCCGCACGUCGACGGAGAGGAGCAGGAAAGUGCGGCUACGGUCCAAGACCGUCCCGAGGAGGGGGAAAGCGCCGGAGGCGAGUUUGGAAAAAGGGAAAAACGCGGGACGGAGGAUUCGUCUGCGAGUCGACGUGCUGA
Molecule: messenger RNA, 764 nt
Organism: Xyrichtys novacula (pearly razorfish)
Lineage: Eukaryota; Metazoa; Chordata; Actinopteri; Labriformes; Labridae
Source: the annotation of a GenBank genome assembly